This is a messenger RNA of Cloeon dipterum, 1002 nucleotides long. RefSeq lists its product as uncharacterized. Lineage: Eukaryota; Metazoa; Arthropoda; Insecta; Ephemeroptera; Baetidae. The record is from RefSeq and is a predicted model, not a curated record. The transcript is spliced from 8 exons. Bases 168 to 953 code for a protein of 261 amino acids.
CUGAGAAAUAAAGCUGAAAAUUUGUGCUGCGCGCAGCUCUUGGUGUGUGCGGAUGUGACGUUCGUUAGCAACAGGAAAUAAUAUAGCACAUCCACAUCAGUUGCAACAUUCGUCAUUCAAUUGGUGAUGAUGAUCUGAACUGGUCUGAACGAAAACGACGCCGAAAAAUGACAAAUACAGUGUGGAUUUUAAUGUCUAUGAGCUUGCUGAGCUUUUUUGCAUCUGCUGGCUCUUCAAAGAGAGAAAAAUUCCUACAGCUGCUCAAAACACUUCAGGAUUUGGGCGAAAAAAUUAAAUUCGCCGACUCUGAAGAUAUAAUAAUUGCUUCUUUUUCCACGACGGCGAAAACUUCUAAUUUGCCUACACGACCCACGCCUCCCAGGGUUAAUUUCAACAAAGCAGUUAAAUAUUCUGGAAAAGAUGCUGAACGGAACAGAACCUACUGCAACGAGGCUCUUUGCCCUGAAAUCACUUGCAAGCUAUCGGAUAUAAUUGCACUCGGGUCCUUAAGGAAAUCUUUUCCAAAUCCGCAAAUCUACCGCUUAUCCAACAGCACCAAAAUGUACAUCUCUACUAAAAAGCAUGGCUACUAUCGAUCCUUCGAAAGUUGCUGCAAAUACAAUUCAACCCUGUUCUCUUUUACCACGGAUGAAGUGUGGUCGAGCUUCCAAGUCUUGUUGAAAAUGGAAAAAAAAAAGGGGAAUCUUCCCACGAUUUUCUGGACGAGUGCAAUGUACGCCCAGGAGUGUGACUCGUACGUUUGGUGCCCAGAAAAAGAAUUGGUCGGCCCGCAAUUAAAGUGGAGACAGGGCUUUCCGAAUCGGGAUUUCGGAGACUGCGUUGCCAUUCAAACCGGCGUCGGCAAACAAGAGGAAAACGGACUUUUCAACUUUAAUUGCACCACGGAAAUCAACUUCAUGUGCUUGGGAUCAGCCGAAGUUGUUGGAAAUUAAGAUGAAAAUUUGUAUUUUUUAAAUAAAUACUGUCGGCGGUUUGACGGAA